GCUGACAGUGUUGUUUUACUUGCCAUUACUUGCACAGUCGACGAUACUCCGUCUCCCUUGUCAAACCUUUGCCGAAUUCACAGUGUUCCACAUGGGCAAAGCUCUUAAAGGCCACGUAAUCAAAACGGAACGCGAUGUGGACGACAUUGGAUGCACGAGGAAGUGCGUGGAGCACCACAAAUGUCGAUCAUACAACUUAAACGUUCAGACCAAAGAGUGCCAGCUCAACGAAAGGCGACAUGGAGAAAACGGUACGCAGUUGGUUGAUGCUCCUGGUUGGUUGUACAAAUCGACUGAUUACAGCAAAAAGUUGAUUGGUGCGACAUGCCGAGCUCUUAACCCAUGUCCUUCUCACAUCCUAUGCAGAGAUACAUGCACAAGCCCGUUUUAUGAAUGCGUUCAUUGCGAUGAAAACCAUCAUGAGUUGCACUGUGACAUUCCACUUGAUAAAAACGACUGCGAGAAGAACCCUUGUCAGAAUGGCAAGUGUGUGGAUGAACAUGCCAGUUAUUUUUGCCUUUGUGAUCCAGGCUUUACGGGAAGGAAUUGUGAAUCAGUCACAGACAUAAAUGAGUGCGAGAGCCUUCCUUGUUUUAAUGGAGGAACAUGCAGAAACGACGUGAACAGAUUUCAAUGUAACUGUCUUGCUGGAUAUUCAGGAACUCAUUGCGAAGAAGAUAUCAACGAAUGUGCCAGUAUUCCCUGCCAGAAUGGAGCCACUUGCAUUGAUAGAGUCAACGAAUAUACCUGCAACUGUUUACCAGGCUACACAGGAAAAAGAUGCCAAACUGAUGUUAAUGAAUGUGCCAGCAGCCCAUGCCGAAAUGGAGCCACUUGCAUUGAUGAAGUCAACAGAUACUCUUGUAACUGUGUACCAGGCUACACAGGACAACAAUGCCAGACUGACUUUAACGAAUGUGCCAGCAGCCCGUGCCGAAAUGGAGCCACUUGCGUUGAUGAAGUUAACAGAUACUCUUGUAAUUGUGUACCAGGCUACACAGGACAACAAUGCCUGACUGAUAUUGACGAAUGUGCGAGCAGCCCGUGCCCAAAUGGAGCCACUUGCGUUGAUGAAGUCAACAGAUAUUCUUGUAACUGUGUACCAGGCUACACAGGACAACAAUGCCAGACUGAAAUCAACGAAUGUGCCAGUACCCCAUGUCAAAAUGGAGCCACGUGUGUCAAUAGAAUCAACAAAUAUUCUUGCAGCUGUUUACCAGGCUACAUGGGACAAGAAUGCCAGACUGACAUUUAUGAAUGUGCCAGCAGUCCAUGCCAAAAUGGAGGGACUUGCGUUGAUAGAAUCAACGGAUAUACAUGCACCUGUGUCGCAGGCUACACCGGACAACAUUGUCAGACUGCUCGAGAUUACGUCGGCUGCUACAAAGAUAGUAGAACGAGGGCACUCCCGCAUGUGAGAGGGCUAGACGUUUCCGCAGGGCAUCUUACAGCUAACUGCAUACAGGCUUGUUUCGCAUCCAAUCAGGCAUACGCGGGGCUGCAAGCUGGUCGUCAAUGCUUUUGUGGAACAUCAUAUGACAGAUACGGGAUAGAUGGAGACAGCUCUUGCUCUUCACAAUGCCGAGAUAGCACUGGAAUGUAUUGUGGUGGAGGCUGGAGAAAUUCCGUUUACAAAACAGGCAAGAUUCUCAAUACAUACAAAUGCUUGCUACUUGUAAAAUACAUUUUUUAAAAUAAAUUACAAAAUAUUUCGUAGUAAUCACCAAAAGAACUUAAUAGACCAUUUUAAAGCUAUACAGGUAUGACUGAACCAGGGCACAUAGUCAAAACUCAGAUCUUAGAAGAAAUCUCAAAAAAGUAAGUACAAGGAAAUUGAUCAAAAUUAUUUAACAGAUUGUUCAACUGGCUUUUUCUCUCAUACAGGCUACAUUUCACGUAAAAGACGAUGAAUUUGGGCUUAAAAGAUGCAAAGAUUCUGAAGAAAAGGUUGAAAAGUACGGAACCUUGUCAAGUUGGGGGUUUGAAAACAUUGUCAUGACCACUGACCAUUAAAACUCUUGGUCAGAGUUGUAUUUAAGUUUAGCUUAAUUUUGCUUACUUCAAAGUUUAGCAUUGUAAAUAAAAAUUAGCGCGAAAAAAAUCAUAUCUAAAAAUUUAUUGUUAGUUAUGUUAUUGAUUAAAAGUUUUCGUUUAGGAAAUGUCAUUUGCUAAUGUUUUGGCUUCCCUUGAAGUGAAUAUUGCCAAAGAAUUUACGCAAGAUUAAUCUUGCCUUAAAGUUUAUUGAAAAAUUAAGAACAGGCAACCUGCACCUUCAUUCUCUGGUUCUUUGAAACUAACAGAAUGUACCCAGAAAGCAUUAUAUGAGAUGUAUUUAUUGAUUGAAGGAUUAAUUGAUUGUAGUGCAGUGAUUUAAGUGAUUGCAGUGACUGAUUGGUUGAUUAUAAUAUAAUAAUAAUUAUAAAUAAUUUGUUUAAAGUUGGCCUACUAAAUGAACGUAUGAUAGCUAAUAAAGAAGCUAAUUAAGGUCAACUAUCUAUAAAGAAUUAGUAUUAAAUAAAUAUAUGAUACAAUAUUAAAAAUAUUUAUGCAGCGACUGAUAUGGUAUAGCGCUAAAAUGUUUAUGCAACGUUACAAUAUUAAAAAUGUUUAUGGUAUAAUGUUCUGAAUAAAACCUAAUCCAGCAAUAAAUAUUUUACACAAUCUACAGUCGCAUUCUAUAGGGUGUGCUCUUAAUCCUUUUUUAAUUGUUGCCAAUGAUUGGGACUCUCUUAUACUGUAAGGUAGUGUUUGCCACAGUUUUUGACCUAAAUAUCUCACAGUUUCUAUACCAUAAGAAGUUGUCCUGGCUUUUGGAAUGCAAAGAUUAUUUUUAGUUCGCAAAUCAUGAUGUACAUUUCUUGUUUCAAAAAUUUAUCGUAGAAAGUCUACUGUUUCAUUAAAGAGUAGGUUCGUGCAUGGCCAUAAAAAGCACAGAAA
Molecule: messenger RNA, 2937 nt
Organism: Rhopilema esculentum
Lineage: Eukaryota; Metazoa; Cnidaria; Scyphozoa; Rhizostomeae; Rhizostomatidae
Source: RefSeq, a predicted model, not a curated record